AUGCCGACCGUCCCCAUUGUGUAUUUCGCCAUCGCUACCGGGCUGGUGUGGCUGAUGUUCCUGGUAAUGGCGGCCAUUCGAGCAUGUACGGGCGAUUACAACACCCCGCCACCGGAGGCACAUCUGCAUGCAACAGCAGCUACAGCUCCACAGAGAUCUGAAGCAGAGAAAGUCGCCAUGCUGGCCACGAUAGAUGUGCACCUUCCAGAGAUCAAGCUGGACAAGGAGGCAGGCAAUUUGUACCGGGGCAACUAUUUGCAACCGCUGAGGUACCGGUUGCUUGCCCGAUUAUUCCGACCGGAGGUGGCCGUACUUCUCAGCUUUCUCUCCCUGACCGUCUUGCUGCUUUCCACAGCGCCAGGGUCGUCAGCUCCAGAGGGCGCCGGCCAGUGGGUGCCACGCCCCGCUUUCGCCGAAAGGGGCGACCCGUCGCGAGAGGCACGGGCUUCGCAGGCCAGCUUUGACUCCUUUGGGCAGUCUGCUUCCUCUUUGGCCGCUUCCAUCAUGGCGAUGGACAGCAGGUUGGAAGCAAUGGACAGACGGCUUCAGGGUCUUAGUGCGAAUUCAUAUGCUGGAGCGCCUUCUUCGCAGGAUCAGCUUUCUGCACUGAUCCCGGUCCUGCUGGCAAACUCGCGCGGUGCACCCCAGGCUGCAGCGGCCCAGGACAACGGCUGGAGCUAUUACUCCACCACUACGACUCCUGAGUGGGAGGGGCAGAUCAAAUCCUUGAGGGAGGCGGUAGAACGCCUCUCGCAUCAGACCGAUGACCGGUUCUCAUCGCUGAUGAAGCCGCCGCAGCGCUCGGCAGGUGCUGAGCUUCCUGUUGCAGAGCAUGACAGACUGCACCAGUUCACCGUCAGAACAGUCACAACCAGGUUUCCUGUGUCCAUGCUUCCAGAAGGGGUUCGAGAAGCAGAUGCUUUGCAAGUCAUGGAGUCAGUGACGGUUGAGCUUCGUGAUGGUACUUUGGAGGUUGUGGAGCUGGGCCCCUUCGGCCCCAAGGUCCUUGCCUGGGACGGCAGCGAGGCGGCAAGCGGCAAGCACAUGUGUCAUGCCGCUUCUUUUGCCACCCGUCCUUAG
Messenger RNA from Symbiodinium sp. CCMP2592, 1080 nucleotides. NCBI's taxonomy places the organism in Eukaryota, Dinophyceae, Suessiales, Symbiodiniaceae. The record is from the annotation of a GenBank genome assembly.